AGCAGAAGCCACUACUACAGCAGAAGCAUCUACUACAGCAGAAGCAUCUACUACAGCAGAAGCUACAACGUCAGCAGAAGCUACAACAUCAGCAGAAGCUACAACAUCAGCAGAGGCAUCCACUACAGCAGCAGCUACUACAUUAGAAGGCCUAACUACUACAGCCGAAGCAACUACGACCACAGCAGAAAUGUCGACUACCGCAGAAGCAACCACGACAGCAGAGCCUACGACGACAAUGGCCGAAAGCAGCACAGCUGAAGCUACCAACACGUCAAGUGAAGAGAACUAUUCGAGUACUAUCGUGACUACGACGGCAGAGCCAACAAGAACAACACCCGAGAUAGGGAGUACAACAAUCAGCGACACGACUUCAGUAAUUCCGACACCCGACGUUACUUCCACCAUGUCCGACGCGACAACCACGGUUGAAGGAAUAACCACAUCAAAUUCAGCAUCACCUACAAUUACUAACCCAGAGACAACAAUUACAACAACGGCAGAACAGACAACGAUCCAAAACCCAUCUACCACUUUAGUUGCCUCUUCUUCACUUUCUUCUUCUGAAACAAUGUCAACUGCACAACCAGUAACAACCACUCCUAUUGCCGAUACCACAUCAGCACCAGUAAGUACAAGUUCGGAUGCCCCUACUACUGUUGAUACCACAACAGCCCCUUCCACUACUGAGCCCCCUACCUCUUCUUCUGUUGCUGUAACAACCGCAGAUUCUUCUAUCGCUGUUACAACAACAAACUCUGUUGUUGCGGCUACAACAACACAGGAUAGCAGUUCUGUUGAGGCCACAACAACAGAGGCUUUAUCUUCUACUACAGCUGCUGCUGCUACUACUACUACAGCAGCAGAUACCACAAGUGACCCUAUCAUCUCAUCCACUACUUUACAACAGACUUCUUCUGAGCCAGUUACAACAGUAAAUUCAAUCACAUCAUCUGAAACCCCACUACCAAUUACCACAACAAACGAACCAUCUGUAACAACAACCAUACCAGCCUCUUCCGACCCUAUUGUAACGACUACGCCUGUAUCUACCACAGCCGAACAAACAUCUGUGGCUACUACACCUGAACAAACUACCACACCUGAACAGACUACCACACCUGUACAAACUACCACACCUGAACAAACCACGCCUGUAUCUACUACGCCUGUACCUGCAACAACACCUGAACCUACGGUUGCACCCACCCCCACCACUACUUCUACUAUUGAUGCUGCUCCUACAACAACCGAAGCGCCUUCUAGAACAAUACCAGAGCAACCAUCAAGCACAGUGAAUAAACCUGACCCACUACCUACGACACCAACAUUAUCAUCUUCUGCCAAAUAUCGUACGACGAGUAUCACUGUGACUACAGAUAUUACUACUACCAGCAUUACAGUGUCGAAUGGUGUAACCAUCACGAUUACCACAGUGAUCCCCACUACUACGGUGAUACCAACGCUUGCUUUGGAUCAAGAUGGAAGCACGGGUCAAGAACAUAAUAGUGGGUCAGCGACAGGCAGUAUUGUGGGAGGUGUUGUUGGAGGAGCAGCUGGAUUAGCGCUUAUUGUGGCUGGUAUUGUAUUAUUCAAACGACGUGGACGAAAGCAAACGAUUGCAAGAGAACAACAACAAAGUCAAAUGUACGACGAUGAAUUUUAUGCAGAUCCGUAUCGACAAAAUGAAUGGAGCAAUGGCGAAUUCAAUAUAUCCGGUGGUGGCUUUCCUGGUACGGGGGAACAAGCACAAAGGAUGAACCCUCAAAAUACUUCCAAUAGCAUAGAUGAAGAAGACUUUUAUAGAUCCAAACAGAAUCAAAGAAGAUCGUGGUGGUCUUCUGUUUCUACCAUCUUCAAACGAUAAUAUCAUGUGACCCUUACCUUAUAAAUGUUUAUUUUAAUUUUUUUUUUUUUUAUUAUUAUUAUUAUGGAACACGACUUUUUUUUUUUUUUUCUAACGCACAUAUAUUUUGGCUC
Messenger RNA from Mucor mucedo, 1980 nucleotides. RefSeq lists its product as uncharacterized. The transcript has 3 exons. Bases 191 to 1867 code for a protein of 558 amino acids. The record is from RefSeq and is a predicted model, not a curated record. Lineage: Eukaryota; Fungi; Mucoromycota; Mucoromycetes; Mucorales; Mucoraceae.